CGCAGCGAAUUUUACAACAAUAACAUUCAGUCACAUGGCGAAUAUUUUCCAUUUUCAAUAAUCAUCUGUUUUUUUGUAAUUUUCACUUCAAAACAUCAGUUUUCGUGAGUGUCAGUGAUAUCGGAAAACAGCACUUUCCAGUUCAUUUUUUUAACAUGAUUAUAAUAUUAUCUAAUUUAGAUUCUCUAAUCAUACUUUAUUGUAUGUAUGUUCCCUAACAAUAGGAAAAAAUGGACGAAGCUGCUAAAGACUUGCAGUACAUGAUUCAAGAAGAUGAACUUGCAAGAAAUGCAGUCGUACUGAUAUUUGCGAAUAAACAGGAUCUCCCGAAGGCUUUGACAACAUCGGAACUAAGCGACAAAUAAGGUUUCAAAGUAUAGUUUCCGUGAUAGGAUCAGAACUGCCAAAAUCAUGGGGCUAACAAUUUCAAGUGUUUUCACACGACUGUUUGGCAAGAAGCAAAUACGCAUACUUAUGGUUGGACUCGAUUCCGUCGGAAAAACUACCAUUUUGUACAAGCUAAAACUGGGCGAAAUAGUAACAACUAUUCCAACAAUAGGAUUCAACGUAGAAACAGUUGAGUACAAGAACAUAUGCUUCACUGUUUGGGAUGUCGGUGGUCAAAACAAAAUCAGACCGCUGUGGCGCCACUAUUUCCAAAAUACCCAAGGACUGAUUUUCGUUGUCGACUCCAGCGAUAGGGAAAGAAUAGACGAAGCUGCUGAAGAGUUGCAGUACAUGAUGCAAGAAUAUGAACUUAGAGAUGCAGUUUUAUUGAUCUUUGCGAAUAAACAGGAUGUCCCGAACGCUAUGACAACGUCGGAGCUUGGCGACAAAUUAGGACUGAAUCAGAUUAGGAAUAAUUGGUACAUCCAAGCAACAUGUGCGACUCAAGGCAAAGGGCUGUAUGAAGGACUCGAUUGGCUGUCCAACCAAUUGGCCAAAUAAUUAUUCGUUUCCUCAUUGUCUUUACUUUAUUUACUGUUAUUUCGUGUUUUGUUCUGAGUUUCAUUAAAUUUCUUUGCUGAUAUGUUUAUAUUUCCAAAGUUUGAUUGAUUUACUAGUUAGUUGAAAGUCCUUGUUUAUUGAGAUGAAUUAUUUCAUCAUGUUAUUAAUAAUGCUGCUCUAAUUUAAGAAUAUCCUCAGUCAGAAGUCAACAGGAGAUUGUUGGAUCACAUUCAACUUAGGUACUGGUAGUAACUUUAUAUUCUUCUUGUAAACAUUUUACAACUAUAAUAAUGUUAAUUCUUGUUAACAAAAUUGACAAAUGAAAACAUUUUUUUUCAAUAAUUGGCCUUGUUAAUU
Molecule: messenger RNA, 1305 nt
Organism: Nilaparvata lugens (brown planthopper)
Lineage: Eukaryota; Metazoa; Arthropoda; Insecta; Hemiptera; Delphacidae
Product: ADP-ribosylation factor 4-like
Exons: 2
Coding region: 412-948 (178 amino acids)
Biological process (GO): intracellular protein transport; vesicle-mediated transport
Cellular component (GO): cytoplasm; plasma membrane
Molecular function (GO): GTPase activity; GTP binding
Source: RefSeq, a predicted model, not a curated record